AUGCCGGAGAAGGACCUGGGCAACUUGUUCAGAAGAAAAUUGGUGAAAUAUUGUAGGAAAGCAAUCAAGGCAAAGAUAGAGUCUGCUACCCCGAACAACCAGGGCUCGCCUGUCGCUAAGAGGCAGCAGGAACUGCGCAGCCAGCUCGCGGCAAUCCGCCAGCAGCAGCAAGGGUUCAAGGCAUCCCGUACAGCUCUCCAGGAGAAGAUCAAUGCUCUGGAUUCCAGCAUCAAGGCUCGGUUCGCCGAGCAGAAGAACCAGCGCGACAGACUGUCGUUCAAGAGUGUCGAGGAAAUCGAUAGGGAGAUCCAGCGCUUGGAGAAGGAAGUCGACUCUGGGACCAUGAGACUGGUUGACGAGAAAAAGAACCUGGCCGAUAUAUCCAACCUGCGAAAGCAGCGUAAGAACUUUUCCUCCAUGGACGACAGCAAGAAGACCAUCGACGAGAUGAAGGCCCAGCUGAGCACGCUCAAGAAGGGGCUAGACAACCCCGAGGCCAAGGCUCUGAGCGAACAGUACACUGCUCUCCAGAAGGAACUCGACGAUAUCAAGAGCGAGCAGGACGGCGUCUUCAAGAACAUCAAGUCUCUCCGCGACGAACGAACCAAGAUCCACAACGAACAACAACGGGCAUGGAAUAACGUCAAGGAAAUCAAGGACAACUACCACAAGGCCCGACGAGCAAACAGGGAAUAUGAACAGGAGGCCUACCGUAUCCGCAUGGAGCGCCAAAAGGCCGAGCGUGAGGUCUACGAGCGUGAGAAGAAAAAGAAGAUUGCCGACAAGAAGCUCGAGGAAGCCUCCAUGCCCGCAUACACUGACGAACUUCUCACUGCCGAAGGUCUCAUCAGACACUUUGAUCCCACCUUUGAUCUUGCCUCUAUCGGCCUCGGAAAGUCCCAGCUACCUUCCUCCGUCGCCUACCGUGCUCAAAUUGGCCGCACGGUCGAUGACUCCGAUAUCAAGGGCGUCAAAGUCAUCAAGAAGGACGACCGUGACGACAACUACUUUAUGGGUGGCACCGGCGGAAAGAAGGGCAAGAAGGGCAAGAAGGCUGCUGCUGCUGCUCAGCCAGAAGCCAGCAAGUUCAACCUCAGCUUUGGUGUCCUCGAAGACCUGUCCAGAGUCAAGAUAGACCCCCCAAUGAACCAGUCCGAUGUCCCUGCUUUGAUAGACGCGCUGGUUCAGAAGGUUAAGGACUGGAAGACUAACCAGGCCAGUAAGACCGCUGAAAAUAUCAAGAAGGCGCAGGAAGAAAUUGACCGCCUAGAGGAAGAAAGCAAGGCCGCAGAGUCUAAGGCUAGCGGCACCAGCACUCCUCAGGCUGCUCCCCAGGCUGCUGCGGAAACCAACACUGAAGCAAAGGCCGCCGACGAUGCUGAGGCUCCUGCUGAGGCUCAAUAG
Nannizzia gypsea CBS 118893 is the source of this 1404-nucleotide messenger RNA. Its product is annotated as nuclear segregation protein Bfr1. The record is from RefSeq and is a predicted model, not a curated record. Gene Ontology annotation, cellular component: nuclear outer membrane-endoplasmic reticulum membrane network; ribonucleoprotein complex; endoplasmic reticulum. NCBI's taxonomy places the organism in Eukaryota, Fungi, Ascomycota, Eurotiomycetes, Onygenales, Arthrodermataceae. Gene Ontology annotation, molecular function: mRNA binding. The coding region runs from base 1 to 1404 and encodes 467 amino acids. Gene Ontology annotation, biological process: intracellular mRNA localization. The transcript is spliced from 3 exons.